AUGGCAGACGCCGCACCAGCAAAAUCCCCCGCCAAGAAGAAGGUUUCCAAACCCAAGACGGUCCCCGCCCAUCCCAAGUACAUCGAGAUGAUCAGCGCUGCUGUGGCUGCCCUGAAGGAGCGCGGAGGUUCCUCGAGACAAGCUAUUCUCAAGUACAUCAUGGGCAACUACAAAGUCGGUAAUGACGCCUCUAGUGUCAACACCCAUCUGAAGAUGGCCCUCAAGAACGGAGUCAAGAAGGGAGUUCUCAAACAGGCCAAGGGUACAGGUGCCAGUGGUUCCUUCAAGCUGGGAGAGAAGCCCAAGACGGAGAAGAAACCCAAGACCAAAAAAGUCACCAAACCUAAGGCUGCCAAGCCCAAGAAAACGACCAAACCCAAGAAGACAACCGGGGAGAAAAAGCCAACAGAAAAGAAAAAGGCUGUUAAGAAACCUGCAGCACCCAAGAAGGCCAAGUCUCCCAAGAAGAAAGCAGCUACUAAGUCUCCCAAGAAAGCCAAGGCAGCUCCAAAGCCUACGAAAACCAAAGCGCCCAAGAAAGCCACAGCCAAGAAGUCAAAAACCCCAAAGAAAGCCACCAAGGCGUAG
This is a messenger RNA of Saccostrea echinata, 588 nucleotides long. Its product is annotated as histone H1-delta-like. Gene Ontology annotation, molecular function: nucleosomal DNA binding; structural constituent of chromatin; double-stranded DNA binding. Gene Ontology annotation, cellular component: nucleus; nucleosome. NCBI's taxonomy places the organism in Eukaryota, Metazoa, Mollusca, Bivalvia, Ostreida, Ostreidae. The record is from RefSeq and is a predicted model, not a curated record. Bases 1 to 588 code for a protein of 195 amino acids. Gene Ontology annotation, biological process: negative regulation of DNA recombination; nucleosome assembly; chromosome condensation. The transcript has a single exon.